ACUCACAAAAACUCAUUAUAAUAUAUAAUUAUCUGUAAUGCCUCAUCUUCAAUUCUUCUAUGUACUUGAUUAAAUUCCUAAUUGUGUGACAUUUGUAAUAGAAGAUAUACUUAACCAGAACAUGACUCUGGUUAGAAGAAAAUCUCAAGCUCCAGAAAAACCUAAAAUGGAUGGAGUUUAUUAUACCGGAGAAAAAGGUCCCAAAUUUGGCGUGCGCUAUGUUCAAAUGGUUAUCAUUGCCUUUAGUACUGGCGUAAUGCUUUCUACCAAGGGUAUGUUUUCUGUAUUGAUCGUUGCCAUGAUCAAAAAUGGAUCUUCGACAAAUCCGGAUGUUCCAUAUUACACUUGGAACAACACAAACGUCAUCAUAUCAGCUAUUUUAUGGGGAGGACUACCUUUCCAACUACUUGCUGGGUAUUUGGGCAAAGAACACGGACCAAAGUGGUUGAUUGUAGGCACCCAGUUAAUAAAUUCCAUUGCCUUUUUCAUCAUUCCGUUUGCAGCCCAGAUCUUAGGCUCUACUGGAGUUAUAUUGUGCAGAUUAGUACAAGGUGUAGCCCAAGGAGCUUAUUCGCCUUUACAAGUGUGCGUUGGAGGAAUAUGGACACCUCCUGAAGAAAGGGCUCGACUUAGUUUUAUUGGGAGUUGUAGUGCCACCUUAACCAUAAUGGUCUCGUCUAUAGUUGCUGGAGUGGUGUCUAAAUCAAGUCUGGGUUGGCCUUGGGGUUUCUACAGUUUUGGAGCGCUUAACCUGGCCUAUGCAAUAUUUUAUAUGAUUUUCGGGCACCAGAGCCCAGAAACACAUCCCAGUAUAAGUCCUGAAGAAAAAAUGUACAUUCAAGUUUCGCUUAGUCAACAACCAGGAAAGAAUAUACCUACGCCUUGGAGGAAAAUCUUCUUGUCAACACCUGUUUGGGCUAUAGUGAUAGCCCAAAUCGGAAUUAACUUUUUCCUGACACUCUUCAGCUCUGACAAAUCCUUAUUUUUGGACAAAAUAAUGAAGUACGAUAUUCAAUCGAACGGUGUAAUAGGAUCUAUACCGACCCUAUGCGCAUGCGUAAGUGGUGUAGGCAUAGCCUACAUGUCUGAUUACAGUGUUCAAAGUGGACGUUUUUCGGUGAUAAAUUCCAGAAGAAUUUUUCAUUUAAUGGGUUCCAUUACUAUAUCGAUUCUUCUUAUUGUCCUAACAUACAUACCCUCCGAAUACAGAGCCUGGGCGAUAGUAGAUCUCUGUUUUAUAGACAUAUUUAUAAUUUUUACACUGGUUGCCGGCAGUUAUAUUAAUAUUUAUGACGUUUCCCCACUGUUUUCUGGAAUUAUACAUGGCAUUUCCAACACAUUGGCAGACGCUAUAGGUAUUCUGGCACCGCUGACAGUCCAAUGGUGUGUCACUGGUGAUCAGGAAAAUGUUGAGCAGUGGAGAACUGCUUUUGGUAUUGCAUCAACCAUUACGAUAGUCUCAGGCAUAACCUUCGCAAUAUUCGCUACCGAUAAGAGACAAGAAUGGGAAGGAGAAACUCCCGAUGUUAAACUCGACAGAAAAUUAAGUAUACUCAGUUUGGAAGAAGCAAUUGGAAAGUUCUGAAGCUAUUUAUAUUAUUUAGAAUUAAGACAACUAUUUAAAAUUCUUGUGAUAAUUGUAUAGAUAUAAGGUAUUUUUUAACAUAAUUUAUAAAAAUAGAUAAAUUAAUUGCUAAUUUUAUAACUUUUUUAUAAUUUAGUAACUUUAUUUAAACAG
Messenger RNA from Sitophilus oryzae (rice weevil), 1738 nucleotides. RefSeq names its product putative inorganic phosphate cotransporter. Gene Ontology annotation, biological process: monoatomic anion transport; transmembrane transport. Gene Ontology annotation, molecular function: transmembrane transporter activity. The transcript has 8 exons. The record is from RefSeq and is a predicted model, not a curated record. Gene Ontology annotation, cellular component: plasma membrane. Lineage: Eukaryota; Metazoa; Arthropoda; Insecta; Coleoptera; Curculionidae. Bases 122 to 1585 code for a protein of 487 amino acids.